Messenger RNA from Dovyalis caffra, 396 nucleotides. NCBI's taxonomy places the organism in Eukaryota, Viridiplantae, Streptophyta, Magnoliopsida, Malpighiales, Salicaceae. The record is from the annotation of a GenBank genome assembly.
AUGAAAUUUUGUUCGUCAUUCUCUGAUGUAGACCCCUGUGGAUUUGAUACGUUCUUUCCUGAUGUGGCAGAUGAAGCAUUAAGUCAAGGUAUUCAAGAUGACAAUCCUUAUGCUGACAAGAAAGACAUGGAUCAGCUACCAUUAUAUGAGUUGGAUACUAUUGUAUCUGCCACUGACAGCUUUGCCUUCCAAAACAAGAUUGGAGAAGGAGGUUUUGGUGUUGUUUACAAGGCAGCCACGAUCAUGUUUCAAAUGAAGGCUCCUUCCAAGGUGCUCCAUAACUCGGAACACUCUUCUUCCUCUUCUUUAUUUUUCCCUCUGGCAGACAAGAAUCCGAAUGCUGAACUUGGGAGUCUGCAUGAGGCCCAAAGUCACACGCUUGCUGGUAGAGCAUAA